UUCCUUUUUUGAAUCAUGGGGAUAUUAGAUCUGUUGCUCCAGGUGUCCAGCUACGUCUCCCUGUUGGGGGCUCUGGUGGUCCUGCUGCUUUUCUACGUCAUCUCUUCCUGCUCCAGCUUCCAGGACGACAGGAAGGGACCACCAGGACCAAAACCACUUCCCAUACUGGGGAACCUUCUGCAGCUGGAUCUCAAGAGACUCUACCACUCACUACUAAAGCUUUCCCAGACAUAUGGAUCAGUGUUCACCAUCUAUUUAGGACCAAAGAAAGUUGUGGUCCUGGCAGGAUACAAGACAGUGAAGGAGGCACUUGUCAAUCACUCGGAAGAGUUUGGGGACAGAGAUCAAGUGAGAAUUUUUAAAGAUGUUACCAAAGGAAACGGGGUUAUAUGGUCCAAUGGUGAAGAGUGGAAAGACCUAAGGCGUUUUGCUUUGAUGAACCUCAGAGACUUCGGAAUGGGCAAGAGUGAAAUUGAGGACAAAAUCAUUGAGGAGUGUGACAAACUGAAAGAGAUGUUGAAGACAUUUAAAGGAGAAGCUUUUGAUAUGAAUCAGCCAAUAACUUGUGCAGUAGCUAACAUCAUCUGCUCCAUGGUGUAUGGCUACAGAUUUGAAUAUGACGAUCCAGAGUUCACAACCAUGGUGGCUCGAGCAAACAGGAACGUUCAACUUGUGGGCUCUGCAUCAGCACAGGUGUAUAACCUGUUCCCGUGGAUCGGCAGAUUUUUGUCUAAAAGGAAUGAAUUUUUGAGGUCAAAUACUGCCACCGUGGAGCAGCACAUAAGGCUGCUAGGUCAUUUGAAGGAGACAUUCAAUCCACAGAUGUGCAGAGGCUUCGUGGACGCCUUUCUGAGACGACAGCAAACUCUGGAGGAAUCUGGGAUUACAAACAGUCACUUCAACGACAAAAACCUCAGGACGACAGUGAUUAACCUCUUCAGUGCCGGCACGGACACGACAGCAACCACACUGAGGUGGGGACUUCUUCUUAUGGCCAAGUAUCCGAAAAUACAAGACCAGGUCCAGGAGGAGCUGAAAAGGAUUAUAGGAAGUCGUCAGGUGCAGGUGGAGGACAGGAAGAUCCUGCCCUUCACCAAUGCCGUCAUCCAUGAGACGCAGAGACUGUCCAACAUCCUCCCCAUGUCACUUCCUCACAAAACCACCCAAGACGUCACUUUCCAGGGUCACUUCAUCAAAAAGGGAACCACAGUGUAUCCUCUGCUGGCGUCCGUCCUGUACGAUGAGAGCGAGUGGGAGAAGCCACGCAGCUUUCAUCCUGCUCACUUCCUGGACAAAGACGGGAAGUUUGUGAAGCGAGAUGCCUUCAUGGCCUUUUCUGCAGGUCGCAGGGUUUGUCUCGGAGAGAGUCUGGCCAGGAUGGAGCUCUUCAUCUUCUUCACCACCCUCCUGCAGUACUUUCGCUUCAGUCCUCCUCCUGGAGUUUCAGAGGACGAUCUGGAUCUGACUCCAAGUGUUGGCUUCACCCUCAUCCCUUCACCUCAUAAACUGUGUGCUGUCGCCUGUAUUUGAGUAGAACGGCUUGUCUAGGUACCAUGAAUUACACUUUGUUAUGCAACCUAUAAUCUGUAAUAUAAGCAGUGUGGAGGAGCCAGUAUACUCUCUCAGAACUGCUUAUUUCAUCGGCAAAUACCUUCAGAAACCUUAUCUUUCUGCUGUUACAUUUAUUCCCAGCUGGUGAAAAGGGAACCAUCUAGUUUUUUCCUCUUUCCCUUCUAUUUUAAUAUUUCUGCCCACUGGUGUCCCUAAGUAGUCUUGGAAUUGCAAAAAUUGGAUUUCACUGGAAAACUGAGUCUAGUGGAGCCAAAGCAUACGCAAGAAAUCAUUCAAACCUGUUCUUGAGGAAAAAAAGGUUGCAAGAAGUGAGGCCUAAAAGCAUGACUAACUUUAUUUUUGCAAACUUUAAAGUUGAAUAAAAAUGUUUCUUCCGAUAGUCACAGAGAACAAUGUCUCACCCUCAUAUAAAACAUUUACUACAGAAAUCUUUGACACUGAUGCAUGUCAGGUCAUUCGAGUUGAAUGUAACCCUGUACAGUUCAUCAUUUACCAGGGUUACAACAUCAUCUGAAAGUCUAUUUUAUUUGUUUUGGUUGUAGUUUA
Centropristis striata (black sea bass) is the source of this 2118-nucleotide messenger RNA. Its product is annotated as cytochrome P450 2K1-like. Gene Ontology annotation, molecular function: heme binding; iron ion binding; oxidoreductase activity, acting on paired donors, with incorporation or reduction of molecular oxygen, reduced flavin or flavoprotein as one donor, and incorporation of one atom of oxygen. The record is from RefSeq and is a predicted model, not a curated record. Gene Ontology annotation, biological process: xenobiotic metabolic process. The transcript has 9 exons. Bases 16 to 1530 code for a protein of 504 amino acids. Lineage: Eukaryota; Metazoa; Chordata; Actinopteri; Perciformes; Serranidae. Gene Ontology annotation, cellular component: intracellular membrane-bounded organelle; cytoplasm.